AUGAAGACGGGGACAAGGAGGUGUGGGGUUGCACAGGAGAGGGAGGAUGCUUGCUUUCUCAACACACUCCUGGCGACGUGGCCCCCGGAACUCGCCACCCACUUUGCAGGGCUCCGCUUCUCCUCGCGGGUCCCCGGCGCCCCCUGGCGGCGGGCUCCGGGGCGGCUUCGCAGAGACACGCUCUCGGGGCUAGGGCGGAGCCUCCCGGGGACACUCGGGCGCAUGCGCGCCCUCCAGCCCCGCGCCACCCGCGCGGGAGGUUGCCAAGGAGGACCGCUCAUUGGACCCGGGCAGAGAAGGCGGGCCCGUCCCAAGCGGCGAUCCGUGGCUGGUCCCGGGCGGGCCCGGGCGGGCGAUCCGAGGCUGCCUGGUGCUGGCUGCAGGGGGCGGCGGGGGCGCCGGGUGGAAGGGGCGGCCAGGGCCCUGCCUGAGGCGAUCGCUGCGGCGAGUCGGGCCCUGCCCGCUGGGCCCAGUCCCGAGAUCUUCCGCCGGGCUAAGUUUGACCGUCCAGAGGCGGCCCCAGCGCUCUGGCAGCUUCUCUUCCGCGUGCUCUCACCGCUUGCUGCAAACCAUGCCUCCACCGACCUUGCACCAGUGUGAUAUCCUGGCCAGCCGUGAAAUUCCUGCACCCCACGUGCAAACAGAGAGACCGGUGGAUCUCCGACUAGUGGAAUGGUUGAUGGGAAAGCUGCGGUUUAGGUGGCGUUGCCUCAUGUCCAGUCAGCAGGAGCAGUGCACCCUCCUCAGCAAGAUCCACCUGUACACCAGUGGGUGUCACAGCCAACAGAGACUUGGCCAUCUUUCUGUUGCCGAAACAGAGAUGCUCAGGGACCCAGAGAACGGUCAGCAGCUUCUGCAGGCACUGGAGAGUGAGAACAUCCGUCUGGAGGCAGCUUUGGAGUGGCGGCGCUGCGAGCUGGUCUUCUGGCAGUGGAUGGAUACAGUUCUGGAUGCCUGUUCGUCGGAGAGUCCCGCUGUGACCUCACAGCCCACAGUGCUGCCCAUGAUCUCUGAACAUGGGCUCCGUGAGCUGGCGCUGGUAAAGCAAGAGUUGCAGGCCCUGCAGGAGGAGCUCCAGGAAGUGGCUGAGCCCCGGCGGGCGGCAUGGGAAGCCCAGGUUGGAGGCAUAGGUCAGCGGCCAGAGUGGAGCACCAUAAGGAAGACCUUGCAGGAAGCGGUCGAAAGGGAGUUGGUGGCCCUGCAGGGUUCCUGGGAGCCAUCCAGUAACCCUGCCCCGCCCCAAAGACCCCAUCGGCUGGUGAGAAGUAAGGACAAGUCACCAGGACCCCAAGGCCUGCAGGCAGCCAAGGUGAUCAGGACACUGAGUGCCCAGGAGGCCUCUCUGAAGAGUGUAUUGCACCAACUACAGAGUCAGUGUCAGCGGGAGCUGGCCAGGCUGGCUGGUGCCCUGCCUGGCUUGAUUUGGAUCAUGGCUCCUGGUCACUGAAGGCCCCAGGAUGUGCCCACUUGUGUAGGGGUCUUUAUAGGGUCUCAGAGGAGCAGACUGGGGCCGGCGUGGGGGCAGAGGUCCAGAGCCCUGUUGGCUGCAGUUUUGGAGUCGCCAUGGGCUAGUCCUCCUGAGAAGUUUGGAGGGGACCUACGCAUGCAUGGUAGAGCUGUCUGUGGGGAUACCAGGCUGCUGCCCUCUUCCACUGUUCCUUUAACGUCCUCUUGUUGGGACACUGGGAUAUUCGUGGUGCAUGGUUGUCACUGUGCUGGAGUCACACAUGCCCCACAGUGCAGGAAGUAUUGUGCCUCCCCUGAGUGGAACAGCUCUAGUUGUUUCCCUGUGCCUCCUACAGCAGAGUCUCUUCCUAUACUGGG
This is a messenger RNA of Cricetulus griseus (Chinese hamster), 1824 nucleotides long. NCBI's taxonomy places the organism in Eukaryota, Metazoa, Chordata, Mammalia, Rodentia, Cricetidae. The record is from RefSeq and is a predicted model, not a curated record.